UGACUCAUAUUAAGCCAGGAUUUGGCGUAUUUUGAAAGCUGCACUGAGGCAGCAAGGAAUUGAGUGUUUAUGCUGAAGGCUAUAUUUACUGCGAGAAAGUCAAACUGCCUAACUUAAGACAUCAUUUGGGGAACUUUUUUUUCUCUAUUUCCAUCAAAUUUUUUAUGAAGAUCGAGUAAAGAAAUUACCGGAUUUUCAAUGAAUCCAUUUUGGUUUCACGUUUUCUUGUGCAGUUUGACAGUCUUUGCUUGCCCGUCUUUACUACAUGGCAUGGAUUGGAAGAAUUCUGGUCAAAGAUACGAAAUAAACAACCUGUGCAAGUUUUGUGAUGUGUUGUCAACAACAUGCGACAACUCGGGAGAAUGCCAAAGCAACUGCAGCAGAACCUCUAUCUGUGAGAAGCCAGAAGAAGUCUGUGUGUCCAUCUGGAGGAGGGAUGAUGAAAACACGACUGAGGAAACGCUUUGUCACGACCCGGCAAAGAAAUUAUACAACUUUAUCCUGGAUGACUACAACGCCACAAAAUGUGUGAUGAAAGAGAAGAAGGUGCCGGGCAUGUUGUUUUACAUGUGCUCCUGCAGACAGGAAGAAGAGUGCAAUGACAAGUUUAUAUUCUCUUCUGUAGAGACCACGCCAAAGGUGCCGGUGAUUUCUCAGGUCAUGCUGAUAUGCCUCAUGCCACCCCUAUUCAUUGCCCUCUCUGUGGUCAUCACCUUCUACUUCUACCGGGUCCAGCGUCAGAAGAGGCUGACCAAGGAAUGGGAGAAGAAGAAGAAGAGGACACACGGGCAGCUAGACUGCAGCGACGCUUGCGCCAUCAUGAUCGACGAUGACCGCUCUGACAUCAGCUCUACCUGCGCCAACAACAUCAACCACAACAUGGAACUGCUGCCCAUCGAGCUGGACAUGCAGGUGGGCAAGGGCCGCUUCGCAGAGGUCUACAAGGCCAAGCUGAAGCAGAGCACCUCGGAGCAGUUUGAGACGGUGGCCGUCAAGAUCUUUCCGAUCGAGGAGUAUGCCUCCUGGAAGAACGAGAAGGACAUCUUCUCAGACAUUAACCUUAAGCACGAGAAUGUGCUGCACUUCCUCACUGCAGAGGAGCGCAAAGCAGAAAAGCAGUACUGGCUCAUCACUGCCUACCACUCUCAGGGCAACCUCCAGGAGUACCUCACCAAGCACAUCAUCAGCUGGGAGGACCUCUGGCAGCUGGGAGGGUCCCUUGCUAGAGGGUUGGCUCACCUGCACAGCGAUCAUACACCCUGCGGACGCCCCAAGGUCGCCAUCGUCCAUCGGGACCUGAAGAGCUCCAACAUCCUGGUGAAGAAUGACUUGACCUGCUGCCUGUGUGACUUCGGCCUGGGACUCAGACUCGACCCUCUGCUCUCGGUGGAUGAUCUAGCCAACAGUGGACAGGUUGGUACAGCCAGAUACAUGGCCCCUGAAAUUCUGGAAUCCAGAAUGAAUUUAGAAAACACUGAGUCAUUUAAGCAGACUGAUGUCUACUCCAUGGCCCUAGUUCUGUGGGAAAUGACCUCGCGCUGCAGUGCCCAUGGAGAUGUGAAAGACUAUGACCCUCCUUUCGGCAGCAAAGUACGAGAGCAACCCUGCAUUGAAAGUAUGAAGGACAAUGUCCUGAGAGACAGAGGACGUCCCGAGAUCCCCAACAGCUGGCUUAAUCACCAGGGCUUGCAGCUGGUGUGUGCUAUCAUCGAUGAGUGCUGGGAUCACGACCCAGAGGCCCGUCUGACUGCCCAGUGUGUAGCCGAGCGCUUCAACGACAUGGAGCAGAUGGACAAGCUGUCUGGGAGAAGCAGCUCAGAGGAGAAGAUCCCAGAGGACUGUUUUGUGAGCGAUGGCAAGUAGGAAACAAAGUGGACAACCGCCAGAGGGCAAAAAAAAACCCCAGAGGAAACGGAAAAAACAACAAAACAAUGAAGUGAUACUUUAGCAGUUCUGCUUGGACUUUGUGCAUCUCUUCCUGGGACAAUCCACCCUCUUCCUCUCCGGUUACUCUGUGGGGAAGGAAAGGAGAAGCACAGGAUGGGGGAUUGUGUUUCUAUUUGCAUAACCUCGCCAUAAAGGAAGAGGUGGAAUCGGCAGGGCUAAAAGAAAUAAGCUUUUGUUGUAACCAUUGACAUUUGCACUUUAUAAGUAUAUGCAUCAGAUUAUUUUGUAUUUAUGCUAAAAAGUAAUACUCUGCCUUCACAGCAAAUAACAAGGACAUAUAGACUGUGAUGACAGACAAAAUCCAUCCAUUUUUAAGACAUUAUUGACAUUUUUUAGGGUGUAAAAAAAUGAUGGUGGUGGUGGUGGGAGGGGGGGUCAUUUUAAAUGAUAUCCUUCAAGGUUAAUCUACAUUUAAACAUAAGCCUAACAUGUUUUAAAAUUCAGAAAAAUGCUGCACACAUGUCUGAGGAAGGUAAGAAGCCAACCAUGUUCUGUAAAGGGAAUAAUGUGGGUUGGUGUCCCUCCUCUGUGUUGCCGCGCUGCGUUAUUUCACCUGGGGGAGUCAUAAGAAAGGUUACAAGCGAGAGGAGGCCAUUUAGCCCAUCUUGCUUGUUUUGGUUGUUAGCAGCUUAUUGAUCCCAAAAUCACAUCAAGCAGCUUCUUGAAGGUUCCCAGGGUGUCAGCUUCAACAACAUUACUAUGGAGUUGGUUCUUGCAUCUAUUAUUAUCUUUACAAUAAAGAUAAACAUUA
This is a messenger RNA of Polyodon spathula (Mississippi paddlefish), 2698 nucleotides long. Its product is annotated as TGF-beta receptor type-2-like. The transcript has 7 exons. Gene Ontology annotation, cellular component: signaling receptor complex; plasma membrane. Gene Ontology annotation, biological process: transforming growth factor beta receptor signaling pathway; protein phosphorylation; cellular response to growth factor stimulus. NCBI's taxonomy places the organism in Eukaryota, Metazoa, Chordata, Actinopteri, Acipenseriformes, Polyodontidae. The record is from RefSeq and is a predicted model, not a curated record. The coding region runs from base 199 to 1863 and encodes 554 amino acids. Gene Ontology annotation, molecular function: transforming growth factor beta binding; metal ion binding; activin binding.